UUCGCCGCAGUCGGUUGUGAUGGCUACCUCCCUAUCACUAAGCGAAAAUCGCCUCAGAAGCGACAAGUCUCACCAUCUCAGCCAGUUGUGAAAGUCCCUUCCCUGAGCACUUUUGCAAACUCGCCAUUUGUCAACAUUGAGGAGUACCAGUACUUCGAUCUCUUCUGUGCUCGCACGGGCUACGACAUCUUUCCCACCUUCGAUUCUGGUUGUACACGCCAACGACUACUAGAAUCUUGUCACUUUAACCCCGCAAUCCGUCAUGCUAUUAUUGCUCUCGGUGCCUUGGACAAGACCGCGGAAAUGGUCCAAUGUUUCGACAAAAUGUCCUUGACGCCUGUCGAAAGAGAUGCGGCGGCUAAUGAGCAUCAUCAGAAUGCUCUCAGACAGUACGCUAAAGCUGUGAAGCACAUGGCAUCUGACGCCGCCGAGAAGAAGCUCGACUUGAGGACUAUGCUCCUAAGCUGCCUACUCAUCCUAGCCUUCGAAUCUUGGACUGGAAACAUGGACCUCGCAGUCAACCAAGUCCACGCCGGUAUCCGACUCAUCCAAGAAUGGAAAGAGAACUACAGAGACGACGAAGACAAGUUCACACGACUAUCUCCCGCACCCUACAUCGUCGAAGACGAUCUGAUCCAAAUAUUCUGUCGCUUAGCAGUCCAACAUUCUUUCUUCGCAGACGGACACUCCCCAGAACUACACGCAGUACUCGGAACAGAAGGACCGAGAUUCACACGCUCGAUGCCCGCCACCUUCUCCGACAUCUUCGAAGCGGGGAAAUACUACAACGGCAUCAUCCGUCGCGGCGUCUACCUAAUCACCACACACUCAGCCUACCUCGGACCCGACGUGCGCGAAGAUUCCGCGCGAUGGCGGUGGGCGAUGAAAGAACAAGAGGAGAUCCAAGCCGAUGUGUGGCGCUUCAAUAAAGCUUUCGAGCCCGUGCUUCAGCAGGUCGCUGAUGGUCCCCAGAAGCAUUAUGCCUUGUUCAUUCAGCUGUCUAUGGCGAUUGGGUAUAUUGGCCUCUCGACGCAUCUUUCGAGUGAUGAGUCGAUACAUGAUCAGUAUAAUCCUGUGUAUAAACGUGUCGUUUUCCUGGCAAAAGCGGUAAUGAAAGAGAUGCCACCGCGGAAUUCAACACGACCCUCGAAUUUCUGCUUCGAUACGAGAAUCAUUGUUCCUCUUUGGGUUGUGGGCCUGAAGUGUCGCGAGCCGUUGAUUCGAAGAGAGGCCAUCAAUUUCUUGUUGUCGAAUCCUAGGAGGGAAGGUAUCUGGGACAGUGUCUUUGCGGGGAAAGUGCUGCAAUGGGCGAUGGAAAUUGAAGAGGAGUUUCUUGAAGACGGGAAGGUGCUGGGUUGGGCGAGGCUUGGUGGUGUGAAAUGGAGUGGAGCUGAACUGGCGCAGAAACGGGCUAAGUUGGUGUGUUUGCAGAGGGUCUCGGCCGACGAUGAAACGAAAGUAAGGAGGACGAAGACAAUUACGUGGUAAUGAACCAUUUUAUUUUGAUGGAAUGCUAGUUUGAACAGGAUGUCAAAACUUGAUCUUUCACGGACUUUAUUUCAAGACCAAGGAACCAGCUACGCUGGUUCGUUUACAUCAAACGUCAAUCCAACGUGUUCUGAGUUUGGACCAGUCGCGAAUGCUGGCUCCUUUAGCCGAAUUGGGAAAUUCAAGAUCGACAUCUUGUCUUCACUUAUUGGACG
This is a messenger RNA of Mollisia scopiformis, 1703 nucleotides long. RefSeq lists its product as uncharacterized. The transcript has a single exon. The coding region runs from base 304 to 1488 and encodes 394 amino acids. NCBI's taxonomy places the organism in Eukaryota, Fungi, Ascomycota, Leotiomycetes, Helotiales, Mollisiaceae. The record is from RefSeq and is a predicted model, not a curated record.